Molecule: messenger RNA, 1039 nt
Organism: Nicotiana tabacum (common tobacco)
Lineage: Eukaryota; Viridiplantae; Streptophyta; Magnoliopsida; Solanales; Solanaceae
Product: putative sugar phosphate/phosphate translocator At2g25520
Source: RefSeq, a predicted model, not a curated record
UACCUCUCUGUUUCCUUUAUUCAAAUGUUGAAAGCCCUUAUGCCUGUUGCUGUUUAUACUAUCGGGAUCUUGUUUAAAAAGGACACUUUCAAGAAUUCUACUAUGGGCAACAUGAUGGCUAUUUCUGUUGGUGUUGCUAUUGCUGCUUAUGGUGAAGCAAAGUAUGAUUCUUGGGGUGUUUUACUUCAGUUGCUUGCUGUUUUGUUUGAAGCUACUAGGCUUGUUAUGAUCCAGAUCUUGUUGACUUCAAAGGGUAUUAGUUUAAAUCCCAUUACUUCUUUGUACUAUGUUGCUCCUAGCUGUUUGGUUUUCUUGUCAAUUCCUUGGAUCUUUGUGGAGCUUCCUGUUUUGAGAGAGAGCUCGAGUUUUCAGUUUGAUUUUGCUAUUUUUGGGACUAAUUCACUGUGUGCGUUCGCUUUGAACUUGGCUGUGUUUCUUUUGGUUGGAAAGACUUCAGCUUUGACUAUGAAUGUUGCUGGGGUUGUUAAAGAUUGGCUGCUCAUUGCAUUUUCUUGGUCGGUGAUUAAGGACACUGUGACUCCAGUGAAUUUGAUUGGGUAUGGAUUGGCAUUCUUAGGAGUUGCAUACUAUAAUCAUCAGAAGUUACAGGCAUUGAAGGCAAAAGAAGCACAGAAGAAAACUCAGCAAGCAGAUGAGGAAGCAGGGAGAUUGUUGACUGAGAGAGAAUCUAAUGGAUCAGCUGAUGGAAAGAAGGGUGAUUCACAGGCCUAAGUUGAAUCUAAUUGACAAAAGGGUAUCAAAAUAAACCUUAUGAAAUUGGCUGGAAAGUAUAAGAUUUGGGGUUUUUCCUCAAGUUGACUUGUGCUUUUGGUAUGGAUUUGGGGUUUUAGGUAUGUAGGUUGGAUGAUCUGUUACUGUUCUUUGAUAGAUCAGUUUCAUUUCAUAUGUAGGCUUAUUUGAGAUAUCCACAUUUCUUUGUUUACAGUGCAGAUUCAAUUCUUGUAUCUUAUUAGUAGAGUUAAGAUCUGAGAUACCCUUAUAACUGUUUUGAUAUUAAGAGUACUAUUUUUACCUUUUC